AUGCAGCAUCCGGAGUCCAACCCGACACAGAGCACCACCCAUCCAACCUUUGAGGACAUGCCUACAUCCCCGGCCCCAACACCACCUGACCCGGCACACACCCAUCCCAUCCCCCACACUGGCUCUCCCUCUCACCCAACCCGACCACCACCAGUCAAACGCCACCACUCCGACAUCGAACCCGACCUGGACUUUUCACACCCCUCCGUCCACCUCCCGCCGACAAAGCGACACCACGAUAUGCGUAAUCUGCCCACUCCGCACUACCAACCAAGCUCCUAUGAACCUGGGCAGAAUGAGCAGGGAGUAGCCGACACUACUAUAAGGGACGACGACCAGGAGGAGUAUGACGCCAACACAGCCCUCCAGUUUCCGGGCAUCCGGAACCUGCACGACGAAGGACAGCCAAUCCUGUAUCCCACCAUGCAACGUUACUGGGAGCGGGAGGCACACCCCUUCCAAGGCUUCACCGCAGACGACAUUGCCGAAGUAGACCUCCAAACGACCAGCAUCCUCAACUACCGACGCGAGAUAGAGGAUAUCUGUCAGGAACGCUUCGGCCUUACCUUGCUCCUCGGGGACCUCCUCCAACGCACCAUCCAGGCCUGGGCAGCACCACGACGUGGGUAUCUUUUUCUCCGAGACAUCUCAGUAGUUAUGAUCUACCAAUAUGCUGGUGUACUCGACAACGGCCUCGCCUUCCACCAGCUCAAAUACCGCAAUCCAUCCAAAACCUCUCAUGGUGACCUCAUGUGCGCCCUCCGCGCCCUUGGGGCAACUGACGCCAUCUCGGUUGGGACCGACUGGACCUGGUCCCCUUCCAUGAAGCUCACUCCCUUACGCGACCUCUGCUGGGACAACCCCACAUCCACCUUUUUCCACCCACAGGCCACCAGUGCCGCCACACUUGUGGAUACCAAAGUCCACAUUGGCCGUCUCCCACCACUUACCACUACUGACGACAUCCUCGCUGCGCUUCGCGGCUCCCACCUCCCCACCCAGACGUCGAUAUCACAGGGGACGACUAUGCCACCCUCACUUUUAGCACUCCAGCACCCAUAG
This is a messenger RNA of Aphanomyces astaci, 1062 nucleotides long. RefSeq lists its product as hypothetical. The transcript is spliced from 3 exons. Bases 1 to 1062 code for a protein of 353 amino acids. The record is from RefSeq and is a predicted model, not a curated record. Lineage: Eukaryota; Oomycota; Saprolegniomycetes; Saprolegniales; Verrucalvaceae.